AUGAACAAUCACGAGAAACUGGAAGAAGGUUACUCUACGCAGCGUCCUCCUAUGUUCAAUGGGAAGUUCUACACCUAUUGGAAGAACAGGAUAGAAAUUUUUAUCAAAGCUGACAACUACCAAGUUUGGAGAGUUAUUGAAGUUGGUGAUUUCGAAAUCACCAAAACAGUUGGUGAAAAUGAGGUAGUACCUAAACCCAUGUCUGAGUUACAUAAGGAAGAUUUUGAAAAAAUGAAAAUUAAUGCACUUGCUGUUAAAUUAUUUCAUUGUGGUCUUGGUCCCCAUGAACACAAUCGUGUUAUGGGAUGUAAAAAUGCUAAAGAAAUUUGGGAUUUACUACAAGUAACACAUGAAGGAACUAAUGAAGUGAAAUGCUCUAAAAUUGAUAUGUUUAUGUCUAAAUAUGAACGUUUUGAAAUGCAAUCUAAAGAAACUAUCCAGGAAAUGUUAACAAGGUUCACUAACAUUAUUAAUGAGCUUGUUUCUCUUGGAAAUCAAAUACCUAUUGAUGAGCAGGUCAGGAAAGUUCUAAGGAGCCUCCCUCAAGAUCAAAGAUGGAGAGCCAAGGUGACUGCCCUACAAGAAACUAAGGACUUCACGAAAUUCAACAUUGAGAAACUUGUCGGUUCCCUCAUGACUCAUGAGUUUCACUUAGGAACAAGCAAUAGUGAAGGGAACAAAGGAAAAGGCUUAGCUCUCAAAGCUGGUGAUCAAGAAGAAUCUAAGGUAGAUGAAAAAGAAGCGGCUAUGUUGGUGAGAAGAUCCCUAGAUCACUUUAUUCGUGAAUGUCCCUUGUGGGAGACUGAGAAAGGUAAAGGGAAGGCCAAGGAACAGAACAAGAGCAACAAAACUCCUUACAACAAAACAGACAUUAGGAAGGCUAUGAUUGCUGCUUGGGGAGAUUUUGAGAGUGAUGAUGAGGAGGAACAACCUGAAGAAGAAACAACCAAUUUAUGUCUAAUGGCCAAACGUGAUGAAAAGGCCUACAAUGAUGAACUGGCUAAAGAGGUACGUGCUGAUCCUAAUUAUCUUAGAACACUUCCUAAAGAAGUACUUAUUGAUUACAUUUUAGAAAUGGAAGAUGAUUGGAUAAUAGAUAUUAAAAAUCUUAAUGAAUGUGAAAAAGCUCUUAAAGUCUGCAAGGAACACGCUACCUGGAUUGAGAACCAGCGUACUGAUGUUCAAGGCAGAUUCUUUGAUCUUUUUUAUAAGAAUCUUCUUCUAAAAGAAAUGAAUGAAAAACUCAAGUAUGAAAAUAUUAUGGUUAAUGUAGAACUGACUCAAUACAAGCUUGCCAGUACUGACUUCAAAUCGUCAAGUUCCUCUUCUAAAUCAUUGCCUAAGUUUAAUGAAGAUUUUGAAAAAUUAAAACACAAUCUUGAUGAGUUAAGAAUUGAAAAGGCUAAUUUAGAAAAGGAACUUGCAAUCAGAAAAGAAAGAAGCACUAGUCUGCUUGGUGUACCUAAAUGGAUUGAGAAUGCUCAAACCAAAAGAACUGAAGGACUAGGAUACAUUCGAUCUAAGCAUAAAGGUAAAAAGAAAUAUGUUGAUUUACCUAGCUAUAAAGUUUGUUCCUUUUGUGGGAAAACAGGUCACUUAGUGAAUACUUGUUAUAAGAAGGAACAAUCCGUCCUAGUGAGGGGGAACAACACUUGGUACCUCGACAGCGGUUGUUCAAAGCAUAUGACAGGAGACAAAUCAAAAUCCCUCUCACUUGAGACCUAUUCUGGAGGAACUGUGACCUUUGGAGACAACAAGAAAGGAGAAGUUAUUGGAAAAGGAAAAGUUGGAAGGUCAAGUUCCCAUUCAAUUGAAAAUGUACUUUUGGUCGAGGGUUUGAUGCACAAUUUGCUGAGCAUAUCACAAUUUUGUGACAAAGGAAACUCUGUAAGUUUUACUUCUAAUUCAUGCAACAUCAUUAAUGACAAAACAGGAAGGGUUGUUCUUGAAGGAACUAGGAAAGGGAACACUUAUAUUGUGCAUCUCAAUUCUGUCCCAAGGAACAACCUUACAUGCCUGAGUGCCAUUAAUGAUGAUCCUUUAUUAUGGCAUAAACGUUUUGGAUAUGCUAGUUUCUCACUCAUAGAUAAACUUAGAGCAAGGAACUUGGCCAUAGGGCUUCCUCAGUCAAGUUCCUCGUACAACAUAUCUGUGAUGCAUGAUGAAACCUUUGAUGAAUUUGUGUCAUUUGCCAAGAAAGUGCAGAAGACUAGUGGAAAUCAAAUUAUCCACAUUCGGUCAGAUCAUGGAACUGAAGAAAAUUCAAGAUCUGAUGAGUUCUGCAAAGAAAAUGGCAUGGAUCAUAACUUCUCAGCCCCAAGAACUCCUCAACAAAAUGGAGUUGUGGAAAGGAAGAACGGGACCCUAGAAGACAUGGCAAGAACAAUGCUCAUAGCUAUUGGACUUCCAAGGAACUUCUGGGCUGAAGCUAUCAACACUGCUUGCUAUAUUAUAAAUCGGGUUAUGAUGAGACCAAUCAUCAAUAAAACUCCAUAUGAACUGUUUAAGGGCAGAAAACCCAAUAUUUCUCACUUUAGAGCUUUUGUAUGCAGCAAGGCUUACAAAGUUUACAAUAAAAAUACUAUGUGUGUCGAAGAAAGCAUUCAUGUGAUAUUUGAUGAAUCUAAUAUGUUUAUGAAUGUGCAUGAACAAGACUCUAAUGAUUAUGAAAUUGGUAUGGUUAGAGACAGGGAGGAUGAUGAAGAGGAAACCAGUCAUCCCAAGGAAAAACAAGUUGAACCUGAACAAGGUCAUCAGGAAAAUGCUGAAGUUCCUCCACCUGAAGUUCAGGAGAAACAAGAUCAUGAAGAAACAUGCAACAUAGAGGAACCUGAGGAAGUAGAAGAAGAAGUGCCUCAAAUAGGAGUUCCUUCCAGAGAGUUUCAUCCAAAGCCCUUCAAAUAUCAAGGCUCUCAACCUAAUGACCUCAUCAUAAGUGACAUUGUCAGAGGAACUCCAACCAGAUCACAGAUGAGGAACUUAUGUGCCUUCCAAGCCUUUCUAUCCAUAAUUGAGCCAAGAAAUCAUGAAGAAGCUCUCAAAGAUGCUGACUGGAUAAUUGCCAUGCAAGAUGAACUCAAUGAAUUUGAAAGAAACAAGGUCUGA
Chenopodium quinoa (quinoa) is the source of this 3105-nucleotide messenger RNA. RefSeq lists its product as uncharacterized. The transcript has 5 exons. NCBI's taxonomy places the organism in Eukaryota, Viridiplantae, Streptophyta, Magnoliopsida, Caryophyllales, Amaranthaceae. Gene Ontology annotation, biological process: DNA integration. The record is from RefSeq and is a predicted model, not a curated record. The coding region runs from base 1 to 3105 and encodes 1034 amino acids. Gene Ontology annotation, molecular function: nucleic acid binding.